Messenger RNA from Didymella exigua CBS 183.55, 395 nucleotides. RefSeq lists its product as uncharacterized. Gene Ontology annotation, biological process: DNA repair. Gene Ontology annotation, molecular function: catalytic activity. The record is from RefSeq and is a predicted model, not a curated record. The coding region runs from base 60 to 329 and encodes 89 amino acids. Lineage: Eukaryota; Fungi; Ascomycota; Dothideomycetes; Pleosporales; Didymellaceae. The transcript is spliced from 2 exons.
GAAUGGUGGGACUGACCAGCCAGCUGCGUUGUGUCAGAUUCUCGUACUGUGAGCCAGAGAUGAGUAUAUGUUUGCAGAGGCAGAGUUUCGCCGUUGACACGCAUAUUCACCUUAUCACCGGGUUGUGGGGAUGGAGACCGAAGGACGCAUCUCGUGAGAAGGCGCAGGCUCAUCUGGACGCGAUGAUCCCGGUGGAGCUCAAGUUCGCGCUGCACUACCUUUUUAUCGUUCAUGGCAGGGAAUGUCCGCAAUGUUGUGGAAACGCAAAUGCGAAGGCCUUGUGUGAGUUUAAACAAGAAGUCAAGAAAAUUGAGGCCAGGGGAGUGUGAAGAGCAGAAGACUUCACGCAGAAAUCUUGUAUGGAACUGGUCUGCAUGGCCGACUCGAGUGAGCGC